GACCAUAUAUGUGUGUAUCACUGUAAAAAAAUAUACAUAUGAACUAUUUUUUCACAUGCAACUUAUAUGUCACAACAUUUUGGGAUGUAUAAACACAUUUAUAUCCCAAUUGGUUAUAAAUUGGUGAAUAUAUUUUCCUUCUGUAAGGGUCUUACCGGGAAGUUUGCAGCAAAAUCAUUCUGCCACCAAUGCAAAGCUGAAUAAGCAACGACGAGGGCGUGAUAAGAUCCUGCAAAACAGACUCCGCUGCAAGUACACAGAGGGACGGCAGAAAACAAAGAUGGAUGAAGGAAAACAAGUGCAAAAUGAACUUCUUGGAUGAAUUUUCUAUCUAGUUUCCUGGAAUCUUGACCAGAGAUGAGAUUCGUGUGAUGUCAUCAGUCUCUUAUCUAAAGGAACAAACUUGGUCACAGUUUUGACCCAAUGGCAAAAGGAGAAUAUGAUAAAGUUGGAACAUGGACAUUUCGGGAGCUGAUCUCGAGAACAGAGCUGAGAGAAUUUUAUCUAUAUUUUCAUCUGUAAAACACAGAAGUGAGAUCAUUUGUCACUUAUUUACUCGAACCACCAGCCUUCCUUUAGUCAAUCUGAAUUUGUUGGUGAACCUUUCUGUGCAAAAAAAAACAAAAAAAGACACAAGAUUUCUUCAGCUCUUUGUCACAAACUCCAAAUGGAGAUUAUCUCUCACAUGUAAUCUCUGCAAGAUCCUUGUUGUCUUCUUCAGUCAAAACCAACAGAGAGCACAGUAGUGUUUUCUGCUGCAGGUGUCCCCCCUGCAGGUUAAGGCAGCUCUGCGGUUCUAGUGAACCUCGGUGGAGAUAAGGGUGGCUGGAAACAGUCAGGAAUGUUGAUAAAGUAUAUGAAGCUCAGAAUGAGCCUGAUUGGCUCUCAUUUCUGUCCUCUGGGAAGGUCUAUAAAAGUCGGGAGUGUGGGGUUGCAGAAGAGGGGUCUUCUUUUUCAUCUGGAGACACGUUAAGGAGAGGCACAGGAAAAGCCACCUUGCUGUUCUUGUCGAGACAGGAGCAUUCUCACAUAAUUAGCAGGUGGUUUUUUGCUGCUUUGCAUCCAGCUCUGUGUGUAAGCUGCGCAGCGUCGGCCCAUACGCUCACUGACGCUCCUGCCGGCUCAACAUGAAUCUGCUCUGCAUGACGUUCCUGACUCUCAUGAAGCUCCACCAGAGUCCUGCGGGGGCUUCACCCCUCCGCAUCCCCGCUGCUCCUCCACAACCUCCAGCUGGACCGUCUGAGGCUGACCAGAAAUUUGCGGAGGAAUAUCUGCACCACUUCUAUGGUUACCAGCCCAAACCAGACAGACGAAAAAGGGCGGCAGCCUCCAGAGAUGAUUCAAAUCAGACGGGUUUCUGCGAUAAGGUGAAGAAAAUGCAACGAUUCUUUGGGUUGAGUCCAGAUGGAAAACUCAGUGAGGAGACUCUGACUGUGAUGAAGAAACCGCGCUGUGGGCUGUCGGAUGUGGAGCCUCACGAGGGAGCCGUGAGGUGGAGAAAACGGACCAUCAGCUACAGGAUUGCUGGUGAAAAUCUCCCUUUCCCAGCCAGUAGGACUCACAAAGCCAUCAGGAGAGCGCUGAAGCUGUGGUCCAGCGUUUCCCUCAUUAGAUUCCGCAUGAGGGCAGCAAAAGAGGCUGACGUUGGCAUUGCUUUUGUCAGCGGAGACCAUGGCGAUGGAUUUCCUUUCUCUGGCAAAGGGGGAACUCUGGCUCAUGCCUUCCUCCCUGGUCUAGGAAUAGGAGGGGAUGUGCACUUUGAUUCUGAGGAGGAAUGGACUUUAAAUUCUACUGGUAUCAGCCUGCCUGUUGUUGCAGCUCAUGAAUUCGGCCAUGCUCUUGGUCUCUCCCACUCGCCCGACCCUGGAUCCAUUAUGUACCCAGCUUACAACUUUGCACCCAGUUUGGAGCUCUCCUUUGACGACGUGAAGCGCAUCCAGCACCUUUACGGUGAAAACCCCAACUUCCACUUACAGUCACUAAAAAGGCCUCCUCCCAAAACCCCUGACAAAUGCGAUCCAGAUCUGUCCUUUGAUGCUGUGACCGAAUUACAACAAGAGGUGGUGUUUUUCAAAGACAGAUUCAUGUGGCGAAAACAUCCCAGUUUUGUUGAAACACGCAUCACCCUCAUCAGCAGCCUGUGGUCAGACUCUGUACCGUCUCACCUGGAUGCUGUGUAUGAGAACGUGGAGAAAAACUUUAUUUUAUUUUUCAAAGGUGAUCAGUACUGGAAAGUACAGCAGUUAAUGCUACAGGAAGGUUUUCCCAGAAACAUCUCAGACCUGGGCUUCCCCUCCAGAAUAAAGUCAGUGGAUGCUGCUCUGCACUUCAGAAGAGAUCGUUACACUGUGUUCUUCACCGGCCAUGAGUGUUGGAGGUACAAUGAACUGCGGGCCGUGAUGGAGGGAUCACCAAUGCUCAUCGAGCAACAGUGGCUGGAAAUCCCAUUCCCUAUAGACGCAGCUGUCUACUACGAGGGAUUUGUGAACUUCUUCAAGGGAAACAAGCAAUAUAAAUACGACUUUGGCCAGAACCGUGUUGUCUCCGUCAACAGAGCUAACGACCUAAUGGACUGCGAGAUGGGAAAGGGUAACAAGCACAUAUCCUGAUGAUGAAAUGGCCUGACGAUGACAUUGCAGAGUGUGUAUAGUCACAGGAAAAGGUCUCUCUCCGGCAGCAACGACAGUAUUUGUGACCCUGGGAACUAAUACUGUAGGGAAGUGGUUAAAAGUCAUACCUCAGUGUGUUAUAGUGUUGAAAGAAAGGAAAUUUAUUUAAAAACAUGUUUUAGUUUAAUUUUUCUACUUGUUUUUUUUUUAAGAUUUGCAACAAAUAUUGAAUGAAAUGAAUGACAGCAAUACCUGUAUUAGAUAUUUUUUCUAAACAAAAAGAGAUUGCAUGUAUCUGGGUGUCCUUGAGCAAGUCACUUCACCCACCUUGUUGGUGGUGGUCAUGAUGGCAGCCUCAUUUCUGCCAGACUGCCCCAGAGCAGCUGUGGCUACAGACCAGUAGCUUGCCAUCACCAGCAUGUGAACGUGCAAUUUGAGAUCUCAAUUUGAUAAAAGGGGCAUUAUGAAUAAAGUCAAUUAUUCUUCUUUCUGAAA
Xiphophorus couchianus (Monterrey platyfish) is the source of this 3104-nucleotide messenger RNA. RefSeq names its product matrix metalloproteinase-18. The transcript has 10 exons. Gene Ontology annotation, biological process: proteolysis; extracellular matrix organization; collagen catabolic process. Gene Ontology annotation, molecular function: zinc ion binding; metalloendopeptidase activity. Gene Ontology annotation, cellular component: extracellular matrix. The coding region runs from base 1128 to 2609 and encodes 493 amino acids. Lineage: Eukaryota; Metazoa; Chordata; Actinopteri; Cyprinodontiformes; Poeciliidae. The record is from RefSeq and is a predicted model, not a curated record.